ACCAGACAUUCACAGACCUGUCCCCCCUGAAAAGUACACUUAUUAUGAGACAAGCCACAGGGCCUUAGACGGCUCUGUUCAGUUCCUUUGCUUUUUUUUGCUGUCUCUCUAAUUCCCAGAUUUUUUUGGAGUCGAAUGCCUAUUUUUUUAGGAAUCCUCAGAAGAACUGUGACAUUUUGCAGCUAGCAAGCUGAAGUGGGCUACUUUAUACUUGUUCUGAGAAAGGUAUCUGGAAGAAAGGACAGAAGCUAAGAAGCUCCAGGCAGCAUAAAAGAGGAAGGAACUGACUUUGAAAAAAAAAAAUAAUAAACCAAGGAAUCUCCCCCAAACGUCUCAAAUCUGUUUUUCUCCUAUUGAAGACCUCAACGACCUGGCAUUGAUUCUUUAGUAACAUAUCCUAUCAUCACUAUGACGGAGAACUCAGCUGAAGGUCGUACAUCUACCUCCACAACUGUUUUAGAUGGCAAGAAUGGAUCUGUACAUAAACCACCAGUGAAAGCCACAAGUUCUGUCACAGAAGACUUGAAGACCACAUUCCGCUCCCCAGUUGCAUGGCUUCUUGUAGCUGCUCUUGUAGUAACAUGGUCAGGGGUGGCUAUAGUAAUGUUUGACUUGGUGGACUACAAAGCUCUUGCAGGAAGUUCUAUUAACAAGUUCAGGAGUGACCCGGUCAGACACAUACAUCAAGCUGUGGACGACUCCACUGAUUGGCUGUAUGCCUGGUUUUCCACUAUUUCUGACAUCAUAUCCAUUGAUGAUGGCCAUAAAGGACCUACAGAGCCGUCGGUGAAGAAAAUAGUUCUUCAAAAAGACAAAAUGGAGAAACCUGAAAAAACGGACAUGAAAUCACAUAAAGUUCUUCACAAGGACAGACCAGUCAAAGAGGAAAAACUUGACACAACAAAACACAAAGUCAUUCACAAAGAAAAAGUCGAAGUGAAAGAGAAGGCUGAGAAGAAACCUCCACAAAAAGCUGUUGAAAAGCCAAAGAUAACUAAAGAAGAAUCCGUAAAGAAAAAGUCUCCAAAAGUUGUUGAAAAAGAAAAACCUGCACUAAAAGCAAAAACUGAGAAAAAGGAAUCAUCUAAAGUUAUUGAAAAAGAAAAACCUAUAUCCAAAGCCAGAACUGAAAAGAAGGAACCAUCUAAAGUAAUUGCCAAAGAGAAAUCUGAAAAGGAGAAAGUGGAGAAAAAAACACCUGCCAAAGUACCUGCAAAAGAAAAACCUGAAAAGAAGGAUAAAGUUGAAAAAAAAACACCUGCCAAAGCAACUAUGCAAGAAAAAUCAGAGAAGAAAGAAAAGGUAGAGAAAAAAACCCUUUCUAAAGAAAUUAUCAAAGAAAAGGUUGAAAAGAAGGAAAAGGCUGAGGCAAAAUCACCACCUAAAGUAAUUGAAAAAGAGAAAAAAGAAAAGAAGGAAAAGGAUGAAAAGAAGACAUUGCCUAAAGAAGUGACAAAAGACAAAGCAGAGAAAUUGGAAAAAGAAGAGGAAAAAUCAUCACUUAAAGAGGAGAAAAAAGCAAAGGCCUCUCUAGCAGAGGAAACGACCAAGAAAGAAAUAAAAAGUAAAAUCACAGACACCGAGAUAACAAAAGACACUGUAAAAGAAGCUAAAACAUUACGGGAAACCAAGACAAAGCCCAAGGCCAAAGAGGGCCUGCAAGACAAAGCGGAAAGAGGAGUUGAGAAGCAAGAUCAGUAUCAGUUCUGUCGCUAUAUGGUUGACAUGUUUGCUCACAGGGAUUUUUACUCAGGCCUCCCAGUAUCCCCUGCUCCCUUGCCUCAAAAACCAGCUACUCUUCCGCCUCCUUCUAUAAAAGCUAAACCAGAAGAAAAGAAAGUCUCUCCAGAGAAGAAGGAUGCACCAGGUCCUAAGAAACCAGCUGCUGCUAAAGAACAGGAGACAUUAUUACCAGAGACUAAAAAAGAAGCUUCCGAGCCAAAGAAAGCAGAACAUAUAAAGACCGAGAAGCAUAAAGAAGAAGCUCCAAAAGCACCUCAAAUCAAAAGAGGCAAAAUCAGUAGAGGAAAAAAAGAAAAAACUGAAGAGAAAUCUACGUCUACUGCACCAUCUGUUAAAGAAAAAGCUGAAGAAGCUGAUAAACCUAAAAUAAAGGGUGCUAUAGUGUCACCAAAGAAAGAUAAAGAACAUGCAAAGGCUAAAGACAAGCCAGCAAAGGCCACAGAACAUGUGAAGACUAAAGACAAGCCAGCAACGGCCACAGAACAUGUGAAGACUAAAGACAAGCCAGCAACGGCCACAGAACAUGUGAAGGCUAAAGACAAGCCAGCAACGACCACAGAACAUGCGAAGACUAAAGACAAGCCAGCAACGGCCACAGAACAUGUGAAGGCUAAAGACAAGCCAGCAACGACCACAGAACAUGUGAAGGCUAAAGACAAACCGGCAACGGCCACAGUUUCAGAAUCUGAAAAAGUCAAAGUUAUUUCUGUGUCUUCAGCAAAAAAAGAACAAUUGCCAAAGAAACAAAUGGCGGCUAAGGCAGCAAAAGAAGACACAGAGAUCAAAUUACCCAAACCUACAAAAGCAGUGAAAGCAGUUGCUGAGCCAGGAAAACCUAUAAUAAAAGAAAAAGUGCCCUCUGCUCCUACAAAGCCAGAGACCCCACUGAGAAAGCAUGAUGUGCAACCCGAACCAAAGAAAGAGGCUUCAGUGAAGAAAAGUGACCAAGACACAAAAAAAGAGCCUUCAUCAAAGAAACACGAGGUUAAAUCAGUAGAAACCAAAAAAGCAAAGAAAAUACCAGCAAAGGCUGAACAUCUGAAGGAAGCAGCAAAAGCAAAGCCAGAGUAUCCAAAGAAGAAACAUGUUGAGCAACCAGCAGAAGUAAAGAAAGAAAUUGCAAUAAAGAAGCAUCCAGAAGAACCAAAGAAAAUAACAAAGAAAGAAAUACUACCAACUAAGAAACAUGAAGAAGAACCCAUGAAAAUAACAAAGCAAGAAAAACCAGUGAAGAAAGAUGAGGGAAAACCAAUAAUAAUUAAAGAGACAGAAAAGAAAGAAUCAAAGACAGAAGUUCCAAAAAUAAAGAAAGAAACACACAAGAAAGAACAUAAAGAGGAAGCUCCAAUAAUAAAGAAAGAGUCUCUGGCUAAAAAGCCUAAAGAAGAACCUACGCAAGCAAAAAUAGCAAAGAAAAAAACAGCAAAGACUCCAGUGAAGAAACCUGCUGAAGAAUCAAUAGAAACCAAAACUGAGACUCGAGUGAAGAAGCACGAGAAACCAGCAGAAACAAAAAUAGAGAUACCAGUACAGAAACAUGAUGAGAAGCCAACACAGUCAAAGGAAGAGACUCCAGUUAAGAAAGAUGUUAAAGAACAAAGGGAUAUAACAAAAGCAAAGAAAAUAACAAAGACAGAAAAGAAAGAACAUAAAGAGGAAGCACCAAAGAUCAAGACAGAAACACUGGUGAAGAAAGAUGACCAAGGACAAAAAGAAACAAAGAAAGAUGCUGCAGUUGCAAAGCAAGAAAAAGAACCAACCAAAGCUAAAAAGGCUACACCAGUGAAGGGACAAGAAAAGGAACCAGCAAAAGAGGAAAUACUGAAAAAACAUGGGAAAGAGUCCUCACAGCCAAAGACAGCCAAAUUUCAAGCAAUAAAAAAACAGAACAUCCACUUGCCAGAAAAGACUGCCACACCAAUAAAGCAUGAGCACGAUACUUUGAAGCUUCCUAAAGCUGCUCAUGCAGAAGAAGUGAAGUCAAAUGACACAGCGAGUAUUUUGUUUUGAAGAAGCUAUGGGAAAGGAAGAUUGCUUUCACUAGAUCAAUCACAGUAUCUUACUGUAUAGUUUGUUUUAAUGAAUGUUGACGUAAUUGAUUGCAAGUCAUGUUCGUGUGCAAUGGGACAGAGGAUUUAUUCCAACUGGCAUAUGUUAUAAUGCAAUUGUAUGUUUCUAAGGAAGACACAUGUAAGAAAUAAUGAAGGUGGUGACAUAAGAUACAGGUUAGGGUGGACAGAACACAUUUGGUUGUGUAUGAUCGGACAAGACAAGGCAAGUGUUACACUAUGCACAAGGAUAUCA
This is a messenger RNA of Spea bombifrons (plains spadefoot toad), 4047 nucleotides long. It is a transcript of the gene TRDN, whose product is annotated as triadin. Gene Ontology annotation, cellular component: membrane; sarcoplasmic reticulum. Bases 409 to 3753 code for a protein of 1114 amino acids. The transcript has 65 exons. The record is from RefSeq and is a predicted model, not a curated record. NCBI's taxonomy places the organism in Eukaryota, Metazoa, Chordata, Amphibia, Anura, Pelobatidae. Gene Ontology annotation, molecular function: signaling receptor binding.